AGUGGCAAGGACCAACCAGAAACCAGUACUCUCACUCGAGAGAGCCAACAUAACAAACCUUCAACCAACAACCCGUUCAUCGAACCAUCCGCCAAAAAAAAGAAACAAUGGCCUCCCAACAAGCCCCUCCAACAGUGGAAACCUUCAACCUCACCUACAGCUUUCCCGACCGCUCCAAUGGCGUCUCGGACAUUACCCUUUCCCUCCCGCCUCGAUCGCGCACGCUCUUGAUUGGCGCCAACGGUGCCGGCAAAACCACCUUGCUUCGCCUGCUGGCCGGCAAGCGUCUCGCGCCCGCCAACACCAUCAAAGUGUCGGGUGUUGACCCGUUCAAGGAAGGUCUGGAGGGCGUCACCUACUUGGGGUUGGAAUGGGUCCUCAACGCGAUUGUGCGCACGGACAUUGGUGUCGUUGAGCUGCUGCGGUCAGUGGGCGGCGAUGCUUAUCCCGAGAGAAGGGACGAACUGGUGUCGGUGCUGGAUAUCGACACCAACUGGCGAAUGCACGCCGUAUCGGACGGAGAACGUCGCAGAGUGCAGCUGGCAAUGGGCUUGAUCCGGCCCUGGACGGUGCUGUUGCUCGACGAAAUCACCGUCGACUUGGACGUCUGGUCCCGUGCGCAGUUUCUGGGGUGGCUGAGACGGGAGACGGAGACGAGGGAGUGCACGGUUGUGUACGCGACGCACAUCCUGGACAACUUGGCCAGUUGGCCGACGCACCUGGUGCACAUGCACUUGGGCACUGUGAAGGGGUGGGGGAAGGCGGAGGAGAUGUUGAAGGAGGUCGAGGACGGAAAGAAUGUGAUAGAAGGCGUGACGGGAAAUAGUAGGCUGGGAGAGCUGGUGUUGAGGUGGUUGAGGGAUGAUUUGAAGGAGAGAGGGCCGAGAAGUCAGCACCGGAGGGGGCCGGAGGGGUUGAGUUAUAAUAGCCCGGGCUUGGGGGGCUAUGGGUUGGAGGCGAAGACGAAUUAACAGGCUACGGAUGGGCCUGGCUGCAACUGAGAUGGGG
Neurospora tetrasperma FGSC 2508 is the source of this 1008-nucleotide messenger RNA. RefSeq lists its product as uncharacterized. Bases 108 to 971 code for a protein of 287 amino acids. Gene Ontology annotation, molecular function: ATP binding; ATP hydrolysis activity. The record is from RefSeq and is a predicted model, not a curated record. Lineage: Eukaryota; Fungi; Ascomycota; Sordariomycetes; Sordariales; Sordariaceae. The transcript has a single exon.